This is a messenger RNA of Oreochromis aureus, 2982 nucleotides long. It is a transcript of the gene lmx1al, whose product is annotated as LIM homeobox transcription factor 1, alpha-like. The transcript is spliced from 9 exons. Gene Ontology annotation, molecular function: RNA polymerase II transcription regulatory region sequence-specific DNA binding; DNA-binding transcription factor activity, RNA polymerase II-specific. The record is from RefSeq and is a predicted model, not a curated record. NCBI's taxonomy places the organism in Eukaryota, Metazoa, Chordata, Actinopteri, Cichliformes, Cichlidae. Gene Ontology annotation, cellular component: nucleus. Gene Ontology annotation, biological process: regulation of transcription by RNA polymerase II; neuron differentiation. The coding region runs from base 189 to 1421 and encodes 410 amino acids.
CGCACAAAACAAGUCAGAGCGCACACACGGCUGCCGGAGAAAACAGGAGAGACAAUAGGCAGUACUUCGGGUCAUCAUGGUAUUUGGAUUUUUACCCUAGGCAACAUGCUCGGCGCUUUGUGAGGUACAGGUGGAUAAUCUGCGAUCGCGUCUGUUCAUUUACUAGUCUAAAGUUUCCCCAGGUUUUAAUGUUGCCAACCGAGAUUUCAGGAGGAGUGUGUUUCACCUCAAGCGAUCACACUGAGGGGAGGAGAGAAGGGAUGAAAACAGAGGAGAGCCAGCAGUCCUGUCUGCAGCAGCCUCCAUCCUCCACGCCUUUCGGUCCAGAGUACAGAGGAGGAGGAGAGGUGUGUGCGGGCUGCGAGUCUCCCAUCGCCGACCGCUUCCUGCUGCGCGUGAAUGAGCGUUCCUGGCACGAGACCUGUGUCAAGUGCGCCGUGUGUUUAAGCGCGCUCACUGGGACUUGUUACAGCCGGGACCGCCUGCUGUACUGCAAGCACGACUAUGAAAAGCUUUUUGUAAGAAAGUGCAGUGCCUGCUUGCAAGUCAUUGGACGCUCUGAGCUGAUAAUGCGUGUGCUAGGCCAGGUAUACCACCUGGGCUGCUUCAGCUGCUGUGAGUGUGAACGUCGGCUGCAGAGAGGUGAUGAGUUUGUGCUGAAAGAAGGCCAGCUGCUCUGCCGCAUGGACUAUGAAAAGGAGAGGGAAAUGCUGGCUGCCAUCAGCCCUACACCAACUGAAUCAGUAAAAAGUGAGGAUGAGGAUGGUGGAGGAGGCUCCGGAGGAGGGAAAGGUGGUGAUGAAGGCAAGGAGCACAAGCGUUCAAAACGUCCACGCACUAUCUUGACCACACAGCAGCGGCGUGCUUUCAAGGCCUCCUUUGAAGUGUCAGCCAAACCAUGUCGUAAGGUGAGAGAGACACUGGCUGCAGAGACUGGGCUGACAGUGCGUGUUGUUCAGGUGUGGUUUCAAAACCAGAGAGCCAAGAUGAAAAAGUUAGCUCGCCGACAGCAACAGCAGCAGCAGCAGCAGCAGGAACAAGAGCAGCUGGGAGGCACCAGGAGGGGGCCAAGCAGAGGGGGCCGCCAAAGCAAUGACGACAGCGAGGAUGGAUCUAGUACCCAUGGCAUGGAUGGGAUGCUGGGAUAUCCAUCUCUGCCACGUCAGCAGCUCCUUGCUCUGGACCCCAACAUUUAUGGUGGAGAGCCAUUUCGACAUGGGCUUACACCACCUCAACUGAAUAGCGAGCAGCUCCACUCCUAUGACUCAGAAACAGUGUUCCAUGACCUGGACAGCGAUGGAAGCCUUGGUCACCUUGGCGACUGCCUCUUAGCAACAGGGGAGGGCGGUCUCCUGGCAGGGCGAGUGGGAAAUCCCAUCGACCGUCUGUACUCCAUGCAGAACUCUUAUUUCACCUCCUGACCCUUAUAAACUGUCACUCUUUCCCCUCCUGUUUCACCUUUCACCUCAGAGAUGCAGCUAAUGGAGUCUGUCCAUCAACAUGCCUGUGGGACCAUUCUCCAUGAAACACCCUACAGCCAAACACACUUACGAGCUUUUAUCACAGGCUAACAUCAAUUAGACAUAGUUAGUCAUAAUAUCAAUUUGCAGCAGAUUAACAUAGUGAUCGCACAUCUUUCCCAGAUAAGAAUCACAUGCUGGAAAUACAGACACUGUAAAUGUCCAAGAUAAAGGACCUCAGUUUACUCUGUUGUAUUUAUGUAAUGUUUAAUAAAAAAUGCUUCAUGGCACUUUCCAACAAAAAAAUUAAGACAGUUAUACCUAUCAAUAUGUAUAUCACCAAUUACAGACGAUAAUUGGUUGCUGAAAGUGAAUUCAUCAAUCAAAUCACAUAUAAUUAGCAGUCUUGGCAGGUCUGAUGGGCAGCUGGGGGUUUAAAAUAAAUUAGUAUAUUGCAUUACUUUUUGUUUUGUUUUGCCAGGACUAGAGUAGUUAUUGUGUGAAUGACUGCAGCGUAUACAGCACUGUAUAUGGAUUGGAGUACACUUUUGCUCUCAGGUUAGUGUGUAUGUUUGUGGAACCUGAGCCACAACUCAGGAUAUUGUGCUGGAUAGGAUGACAAUUUAACUUGCCCAAUGACUUGAAGGACAGAGAUUGCAAAGAAAUUCUGUGAAAAAUUAUUUCAAACUAUAUCCUUAGUUUUUCAUACUGCAUGACUGGUAAAAUAUGGACCAAAAAAAAUUUUUUUUAGCAUUUAGCUAUAAACUCUACAGGGUCAUUUGAGGAGCCUUAUGCGGAAACAGGGUUGUUUUAGUGGUUAUCAUUUUAGUUUUCCUUUCCCUUUUAUAAUGUGAUCACUCAAAAACAGUGCAGUAAAUUUCAACUCUUUGGUAUAUAAUUCCCCAAAUGAAGGAUACUGGGUACAUGAAGGUACUCCAAAUGUAAAUGUGUGUAUGACUGUGUUAUAAUUAACUGUUGUAGUCACAAUCUGUAAUAAUUUCCUUCUCAGAAAGUCACAUUAGGUAGGUAUUUCGUAUCUUCUUAUGUGAUAAUCAGCAAAUAUUUAAACUGUAGCAUGAUAUUUAUGUGCCACAAGUAGGUAUGAAGAAAUAGCCUCCAAAUUCAAGUGUUGCAGAAGGCAUCAGGAUCAGAAUCAUGAAGUGGUGCAGAAUAAAAUAGGAAUAGGGUGAAACUCUUUUCAUUUAGAAGCCAGUAAUUGGCUACAGCCUGUGACAUUCCUUCCUGACAUUAUGUUUGACUCUGAUAACUGACUCAUGGUGUUUUUAAAGUGAUAAUAUUGUGAAUGUAACUUAUUUGUGCAGUAGAUGAGUUCUUAUCUUACUUUUUUGAUCAGUGACUGCCAGGUGAUGUGCUUUGAAUGUAAUGUUGCCGUAUCUUCAAUACAAUCUGCGGUAUCGUCUUUGAACAACACUUGGCUUCUUUGUCCUAAAUACAAUAAAUGAUGACGCAUUUAUCACUUGCUCAAAUGGUAUGAAACAAAGUUGCACUUUAAAGGCAAGGA